Molecule: messenger RNA, 1734 nt
Organism: Juglans regia (Persian walnut)
Lineage: Eukaryota; Viridiplantae; Streptophyta; Magnoliopsida; Fagales; Juglandaceae
Product: wall-associated receptor kinase 3-like
Exons: 2
Coding region: 129-1544 (471 amino acids)
Biological process (GO): protein phosphorylation; cell surface receptor signaling pathway
Cellular component (GO): plasma membrane
Molecular function (GO): protein serine/threonine kinase activity; ATP binding
Source: RefSeq, a predicted model, not a curated record
CGCAUGUGUCCAAGAAAAUCUUCGUCAUGCACCCUUCCAAAUAUGCAUGAUUGUCCAAGUGUAGAUUCCUACGGGUUUUUCUGGUGGAAGAAAAAGCAUACAAGUUUUCCACCUUAGAUCUUCAGAAUAUGCAGAAUAAAGAUGCUUUUUCCUUGGUGCUAGAUUGGGCAAUUGGGAACCAUACAUGCGAAAAUGCUAAGAAUAAUACUACAGGAUCAUACGCAUGUAAGGCAGCGAAUAGUAAUUGUUACAAUUCUAAAAACGGUCCUGAGUAUCUCUACAACUGCUCCUCGGGCUAUCAAGGAAACCCAUAUAUCUUUGAUGGUUGCCCAGGCAUAAGCAUAAGUCUCCUGGUCUUGCUUUUGGGAGGUUCUUCAGUACUUUUGGGAUUGAAAAGAGGAAAGCUCAUCAAACUCCAAGAAAAGUACUUCCAACAAAAUGGUGGCUUAAUGUUACAAGAACAUAUUUUGAAUCAUGGAAGGUCUAUGGAGACAACGAAAAUCUUUAGUAAUGAAGAGCUUAAAAAGGCCACCAACAAUUAUGAUGAGAAUAGAGUCCUUGGCAAAGGGGGUUAUGGAACUGUUUACAAAGGUGUAUUAUCCGAUAACAAAGAGUUUGCCAUCAAAAAGUCCAAACUCUGUGAUAAGAGCCAAAUUGAACAAUUUAUAAAUGAGGUAAUUUUGCUUACUCAAAUCAAUCAUAGAAAUGUGGUCAAACUAUUAGGUUGUUGUCUUGAAACAGAAGUUCCUUUACUUGUUUAUGAAUUCAUCACAAAUGGGACUCUUUAUGACCAUAUUCAUGAUAUAAGUCGUGCUUCUCCUCUUUCAUGGGAGAAACGUUUGAAGAUAGCAACAGAAAUAGCAAGAGCCCUUUCAUACCUACAUUCUGAAACUUCUAUGCCAAUUAUACAUAGAGAUGUGAAAAGUACUAAUAUACUAUUAGAUGAUAACCACACAGCAAAAGUGGCUGACUUCGGAGCUUCAAGGUUGAUAGCUCUUGAUCAAACAGAAAUAACCACCUUGGUACAAGGAACUCUUGGGUACUUAGACCCUGAAUACUUCCAAACUGGCCAGCUAACGGAAAAAAGUGAUGUGUACAGCCUUGGUGUUGUGUUGGCAGAGCUGCUGACAGGUGAAGAGGCAAUUUCUACCAAUAGGCCUGAAACUUAUAAAAACCUAGCAAUGUAUUUUGUUUCUGCAGUGAAAGAGGAUCGUCUAUUUCACAUUCUUCAGGAUCACAUUUUCAAUGAGGGUAAUAUUGAGCCAUUAAAGAAAGUUGUUAAUCUUGCAAAAGGGUGCUUAAGGUUAAGAUGGGAGGAUAGGCCUACUAUGAUGGAAGUGGCCAUGGAGCUUGAAGGAUUGAGAAAUAUGGAAAAGCAUCUAUGGGGAAAAGAUAAUCAAACCACAGAAGAAACAGAAUACUUGCUCAGAACACCUACACUCCCUUUUAACAUUGAUAUUGGCAUUGGUUCUUCUGCAAGUGCAGUUAAUGGACAUGAUAGCAUGAUAAACCAACUCUUGAAACCCCUAGAUGAUGGCCAAUAAGUAGUUAAGUCCACAAUAAUUGAUUUAUAUAAAUCAAUGAGAUCCAUUCAUGAACUUCUACAUACCUAUUAAUCUUGAGUAAUAAUGUUGUAGACUCUAUCACAGAUCAUUUAGUAUCGUUUUUGGUUCUCUCGCUUUUACCAAAUUUCUGUAGUUGGAUGUAACUUGUAAUAGUUUUGUGUUCCUCUCG